UCUUCGCGCCCUCCCCCGCCCCUCUCUGUCUUCUCUGCCCCGGGAACAGCUUGUGUGCUACAGCCCCUGCGCCCCGACAAUGUAUGCCUGCUCCAAGCUCGUCUCCACUCCUUGCCUGGUCAGGAGCGCCUCCCAGCUGCUGAGCCGCCCGCUGUCUUCCGUGGUGCUCAAGAGACCAGAGACGCUGACAGAUGAGCGCCUGAGCAGCGUGGCAGUCCCGUGUCCCCGGACCUCGCUCCUCCCGAGCCGCAGCUUCCAAACCAGCAUCGUCUCAAGGGACAUUGACACAGCAGCCAAGUUCAUUGGGGCUGGGGCUGCCACGGUUGGGGUGGCUGGCUCUGGGGCUGGGAUUGGGACUGUGUUUGGGAGCCUCAUCAUUGGUUAUGCCAGGAACCCUUCUCUGAAGCAGCAGCUCUUUUCCUACGCAAUUCUGGGCUUCGCCCUCUCCGAGGCCAUGGGGCUUUUCUGCCUGAUGGUGGCCUUCCUCAUCCUCUUCGCCAUGUGAAGGAGCCUUCUCCACCUCUGAUCAUUCGUUCUCCCGCACCACAUCUGCCCUGGACGUGCUGCUUCCUGUACUUUCCCAGGCGACCAGGGGAAAGUGGUUGGCUCAGGGCUGACAGAGGGAAGACAAAUAAAUACUGUAUUAUAAGA
Ochotona curzoniae (black-lipped pika) is the source of this 651-nucleotide messenger RNA. It is a transcript of the gene ATP5MC2, whose product is annotated as ATP synthase membrane subunit c locus 2. Lineage: Eukaryota; Metazoa; Chordata; Mammalia; Lagomorpha; Ochotonidae. The transcript has 5 exons. Gene Ontology annotation, molecular function: proton transmembrane transporter activity. Bases 80 to 505 code for a protein of 141 amino acids. The record is from RefSeq and is a predicted model, not a curated record. Gene Ontology annotation, biological process: proton transmembrane transport; proton motive force-driven ATP synthesis.